UAAAGUGUUUGCUGCCGCCACUUCAAGCAUACCGCCAGCGAACGCUGCAAGGAGCUGUAGUUACCUUCUGUUGAACUCUUCGUGGUGUACUGAACGAUGACCAAACUCGUGCUGGUAGUACUGGGGGCGUUAGUGGCGUUGGCGGCUGCGAAGCACUUCGAGAAGUGCGAGCUGGUGCGGGAGCUGAGGAAGCAAGGCUUCCCCGAACCCCAGAUGAGAGACUGGGUGUGCCUGGUGGAGAAGGAGAGCGGUUUCCGCACGGACGCGAUCGGCAAGCUGAACGGCGAUAGCUCCUGGGACCACGGACUCUUCCAGGUCAACGACCGCUACUGGUGCACGCGCGACGGCCCGCCUGGCCUCGAGUGCAACGUCUCCUGCGCAGCGCUGCGCACGGACGACAUCACCGCGGCGGCGACCUGUGUGAAGAAGAUCUUCGCGCGCCACGGCUUCGGCGGCUGGACGGCCUGGAAGGCGCACUGCCAGGGCGCCAAGCCCGACAUUUCCAAAUGCUAG
Molecule: messenger RNA, 513 nt
Organism: Cydia amplana
Lineage: Eukaryota; Metazoa; Arthropoda; Insecta; Lepidoptera; Tortricidae
Product: lysozyme-like
Exons: 3
Coding region: 97-513 (138 amino acids)
Molecular function (GO): lysozyme activity
Source: RefSeq, a predicted model, not a curated record